Condylura cristata (star-nosed mole) is the source of this 7118-nucleotide messenger RNA. RefSeq names its product KIAA1211 ortholog (gene CRACD). Gene Ontology annotation, biological process: maintenance of gastrointestinal epithelium; negative regulation of barbed-end actin filament capping. The coding region runs from base 464 to 4264 and encodes 1266 amino acids. Lineage: Eukaryota; Metazoa; Chordata; Mammalia; Eulipotyphla; Talpidae. The record is from RefSeq and is a predicted model, not a curated record. The transcript has 11 exons.
GUAAGAAGAAUACCAUUUCCACAAUCAAGAUAAAGAACAUUUCAUUCUGCAAAGAUUUCUCGCUCCUGUGAGAUCCAGCCUUUCUUCCCCUACCCCAAGACAACAACUGAUAUGCUUUCAGUCAGCAAAAGUUCAAAAAAGCAUUGAUGCCCAGGCUUUCUUGACAAUGAACUCCAUUUCCUGACACACUUCACUGAAGGUUAUUUCUCCUGUAAUACAAAAAGAAAAUUUUGGUGGAAAACUACCCAAUAACCAAAAGACGGUUACUGUCAAGUCAGACAAGAAGAAGGGGAGCAAAUUCCAGCCUUUUAAGAAGUUGUUUGGCAAACGGAAAAAGAAAGACGCUUCACUGUCCCAGGACGCAUCAGCAGGGAAGAAUCAUUCUCCCCAGAGUGUCAGCAAUGGGACCUUCUCUUCAGAUGAUGAGACUCUGGAGGACAAUCUAAGGUCCUUCAGCUAUUCUAUGGGAACCCGUGCGUUUUCCCAUGACAGUAUUUUUAUCCCUGAUGGGGGAGCAGAAAGUGAGCAGACAAUUCAAGCAAUGUCACAGGACAACAUCCUGGGCAAAGUCAAAACUCUUCAGCGACAGUUGGGCAAGAACAUCAAGUUUGGACAGCCACCUCCCAGCGCCAUCCCCAUGAAGAAGGCAGACAGUGGGGAGGCGAGCUUCGAAGAGGAUCUGUUCCCCACCAGCCCCAUGGAAAUUGUGACUCAGCAGGACAUUGUGCUCUUAGACACUGAGAACAAAUCCAGUGAUACGCCAAGUUCUCUGAGUCCUCCGAAUCUGCCUGGAGCCGCCGGUGAGAUGGAGGAGAAGGUUGCUCCAGCUAAACCGUCUCGACCAAAAAGACACUUCUCUUCUGCCGGCACCAUAGAAAGUGUCAAUCUAGAUGCCAUCCCCCUGGCCAUUGCUCGCCUGGACAACAGUGCCGCCAAGCACAAGCUGUCCAUUAAGCCAAAAAACCAGAGAGUGGCGAAGAGACACAGGCGACUCAUUGGGGAUCGACUGCAUGAAGGUGGCCUUCUGCACCAGCUGUCCCUGGGCCAGAACGGACACUCUGAGGAAGACAAGCCCAGCUGGCAUGAAGAGGAAGCAGAGACACUAGACUCCGAGGAAGAGAAGAGACGCCAGGAUGAAUACUGGCGAGAACUGGAGGCCAAGUGCAAGCGGCAAAAGGCUGAAGCCGCCGAGAAGAGGCGCCUGGAAGAGCAGAGGCAACAAGCCCUGGAGCGGAGGCUUUGGGAAGAGAACAGGAGGCAAGAGCUUCUGGAGGAGGAAGGAGAGGAAGAGGUGACCGAGGAGCAGCAGCUACAGCCGGAGGCAGGAAAAAAGCAGUAUGAAGGGGAGAAGCAAGGGCUGGAAGAGCAAGUUUGCCAAGGUCAAGAGCAGGGGGAGCUGGAGGAAGGGGGGCUGCUGGAAACUAAGGAGCAGGAAGCCCUGAAGGAAGAGGCUGAGCGACUGGAGAGACCCCAGCAGCAGGAGCUGGGGGCAUGUGGCAGGUGGGAGGCCGGGAAGCCGCAGCCCGAGUCGGAAAGAGAGUUGGAGGAACUUAGAAGACUGGAGGAGCAGCGACGGGAGGUGGAGCAGCAGCAAUGGGAGGAGGAGCGAAGGCUGGACAAGCUCAGGCAGCAGGAGGAGCUGAGGCGGCAGGAGGAGGAAGAGAAAAGGAUGAAGGAGCUGAGGCGGCAGGAGGAGGAGGCAAAGAGCAGGGAAGACCUGAGAGGGCAAGAGGAAGUGGAGACUCAGAGGCAGCAGGAAGCUGAGAAAGAGCGGCAGGAGGCGGCGUGGAACAGGCAAGAGGAGAGUCAGCCGGAGCUGGACAACAAGAGGGGCCCAAGGACCCCACUACAGGAUGAUCUUGCAGAGAAACCAGAAGGCCAGAGCCUGAAAUCUGAGAAGCAAAGCGAAGACGCUGUGCAGCCCGAGGCCCAAGCGCUAGGAGAGGGAGCCCCGGGGGCUUUUCAUGAGGAUGAUGGUAGUGAACGCCGAGAAGAGAGAGAAGAAACCACUGUGCAGCGCCCCCAGAAGCAAGAGGUGCGAGGGGAAGCGACGGUGGCUGCAAUGGAGCUGAGAGAAGCUGCAGCCCCAGAGUCAGACAGAAAAGUGGAGGAGCUCAGGUGGCAGGAGGUGGACGAGCGGCAGACCAUGCCCAGACCCUACACGUUCCAGGUGGCUUCUGGAGGGAAACAAAUCCUCUUCCCCAAAGUCAACCUGAGCCCAGUGACACCGGCAAAAGAUGCGGGCCUGGCCUCUGCACCCCAUGAGCCCAAGGCCCCCAAAGCCAGCCCUGCCCCACAUGCCCUGUCCUCCUCCCUGAGCAUCCCCCACACGGCUAUUUUGGUCACAGGAGCCCAGCUCUGCAGCCCAGCUGUCAACUUGAGCCAGAUCAAGGACACGGCGUGCAAAUCUCUGCUGGGCUUGUCAGAGGAAAAGAAGCAGGUGGAAGUCCCGACUCCGGAGACCCCGCCCAGGGGGCCCGUGGACCCCCGGCCGGGCAGCGGGAAGGCCAGGCCCCCUCAGGAGCCUCCCAGCAGUGCUGCUGCUCUCGCUGAAUGGGCAUCCAUCCGGUCCAGGAUCCUGAAGAACGCAGAGAGUGAGCCACACAGCGAGAGAGACCGCGCCCAGCCAGGUGAGGAACAGCCUCCCAGGGCCCGGUCAGAUUCCCGGGGGAACCUCCGCAAGACCCCGCCCGGGAACGCGAAGUUCUCCAUCAAGUCCGCCUGGCAGAAGUUCUCCGACGGUGGCACGGAGACCUCCAAACAGAACAUAGAAGCAGAAAACAGAAAAAGACCUGGCCUGGGUCCCAGUGAAGAGGCAGCACCGCAGCUCCUGGCUGCUGGCACUAGUGCGCACCCGAAGAGCCCAGAGAAACUGGGGGCACACCAGGAGCCAACGGACACCACAGAAGGAUGCAAAUUUGCCAAAGACCUUCCAUCUUUCCUUGUCCCAAGCCUCCCUUACCCUUCGCAGAAAGCAGUGGCCCACACAGAGCCUGUGACCACUUCGGACAGUGAGACCCCCAGUGGGACAGCAAAGCCAGACCUCACGAUGCCAGCGGCGGAAGAAAAAGCCUCACCGUUUGGGAUAAAAUUGAGAAGGACCAACUACUCACUGCGCUUCCACUGUGACCAGCAGACAGAACAGAAGAAGAAGAAAAGGCACAGCAGCACAGGGGACAGUGCCGCCGCUGAUGGGGGCCCCCCUGCACCUCGGGGCACAGCUGGAGAGAAAGACGCAGAGCGCCCAGCCCCCAAGCCUGGCCCAUCCCACCCGCCAGAGAGAAAGCUAGCCCCGUCCCCCCGGAAGGACUCUGCUGAGAGCCCUUGCAGCCACCCUCCGGCCACCAGCCAGCCUCGGUCUCCCUCGGCGCCCAGCCAGACCCCAGCUCCAGAGCCUGAAAAGGUGGCAAACAAAGUGCCCCUGGCACAGAAGCCGGCCCUGGCUCCCAAGCCCACCAGCCAGACCCCACCGUCCUCCCCGCUCUCCAGACUGAACCGACCCUACUUGGUAGAGCUGCUGGCUCGCAGGGCAGGGAAGCCCGGCCCGGAGCCAAGCGAGCCCUGCAAGGAAGGCCGGAGGAGCGGGGAGCCCCAGCCACCCUCACAGCCACCCUCGCAGCCACCCCCGGAGGUGAGGCAGCCACCGAAGAGGGACGAGGAGGAAGAGGUGGAAACUGAGAGGAAGCCCACUUCACCCGCACCGGCAAUUGCUGGGCAGAAGCCUUCCCCGGCGCCCGAGGCUGGGAGGAAAGAAAAGCCGGUGCUGCAGAGCAGGCACUCUUUGGACAGCUCCAAACUUGGGGAGAAAGUGGAAACUGCGCAGCCAUUGUGGAUAACAUUAGCACUGCAAAAGCAGAAGGGGUUUCGGGAGCAGCAAGCCACGAGAGAAGAGAGAAAGCAAGCCAGGGAGGCCAAGCAGGCGGAAAAGUUCUCCAAAGAAAACGUCAGCGUCAGCCCACAGCCUGGAAGCAGCAGUGUCAGCAGAGCUGGUUCCCUGCACAAGCCCGCUGCUCAGCCUGAGGAGAAGCCUGAGACUGCAGUGGCCAGGCUUGAGCGCAGAGAACAACUGAAAAAAGCCAACACUCUUCCUACAUCUGUGACAGUGGAGAUCUCUGAUUCAGGCUCCCCGGCGCCGCUGGUGAAAGAAGUCACGAAGAGGCUGUCUACCCCUGAUGCUGCCCCCGCAUCAACAGAACCGGCUUGGCUGGCUUUGGCCAAAAGGAAAGCCAAAGCCUGGAGCGACUGCCCACAGAUAAUCAAGUAGCAAGUGACUCUCGUCCAUUCCUGCUGCCAGUUACUGGCUUCUCUCCUGUCCUUUUUAUUUAUUUAUUUUUUAUAUAAGGUAAAGAAACCAAGCUAGGGGGAAAAAAGCAUGUUUUAUAGGCUCUAAAAUAAUGUUUUAGUAACUGAACCUGUUGGUGUUCCUUGUAAAGAGUGUAUUUGCACAACCCUAGGUCCUGGUGCCUUGAGCUCCUAGUUCUAAACAGAAGAGUCUGUCCAAGGACCGCGUGAAGCAAACUCAGACUAAGAAACCCCUGGGAGCCUGCGGUGUCCACUCCACAGCCUUCCCACUCAUUUCCUCCCCAGACCCCCUUCAGAACAUGUACUUUUGCCAAUCUUUGUAAUGUUUCUUUCUUUUUAAUUGUCUACUGCGAUUUCCAACACAUUUAUGCCACCACAUCUUCGGGGAUUUCCACCCCUUUCUACAGUACUGGUGAAAGGACCAGAUACAGAUAGAAACAAGAAGGGCCAUCCUCUCGAACAGUGCAUCACAGCUAACAGCCUGACUCUGCCAUGUCUGGUUCCCGUGCGUUUCCCCACCCUGAUACUGUACCACAAGAUGCAAAUCCAGUCACACUCCAGCACUGUGGACACGCAGGUCAUCAUGCCAGUGCUCUCACUUGGCCUGCUUGGCUCUAGGAGCGUUUUAACUUAACAUGACCGAGAAUUGAAGCUACCAAUUCCUUUCUGUCUCUGAGAUCCCCACCUGGUGCAGUGGUUCUUCAGAGGUCCAGGCUUCCUGUCAGACUUGCUGCCUCAGACCUGCGAGGACAGAGCUGGGAGUGUAUAUUCUAGCAAAAACUCUUCAGAUAAAUUCUGAUAUGUCCCAGAGGUUCAGAACCUUGGGAUUACACUGCCUCUAGUGUUAGGUAGUCUUAAAAACUCUGAAGGAGAGCCCCAUUUCACCCAAAGAAGCAAAAGCGAGACAGCUGUAAUAUAACAUGGUUUUACAUGACAGGUAAUGUAAACAUGUUGUAAUGUAUACUAUAACAUACAAGAGGCUACUGACAUUACAUGUCUCUAAAAAUUUCCUUAGGUCAUUAAGGAAAGUUCACAGCAAGCCAAGAUUUGGAGCCUUUGUACUAAGGUUCUUCUGCAAGGAGUUUUUUUGUUUUUUUUUUUUUUACCAUAAUCAAAUAAUUCAUAUUUAAUCAAGUAAUUCAUUUAAUGUUCAGUAGCAUUUAUAAUUUAGAGCAUUCACCUUGCUACCUUGAAAAAACAUUUCAGAGUUUUAAGUGGCCUUGUUAUGUGCACAUGAUGAAAAGAAGGGACUUGGCAAAUUAAAAGCCUCAUUUAAUUUUUCUUUCCCUAACUUUGCUUUAUCUGAAACAGACAUGCCAGCAAAUGCACACAUUGCUGAUACUAACACUGUGUUUCAUGAUGUGAGCAUAUUUUCUUUGUCUUAGGUUCUGACUUCAAAAUAUAAAUCCUUUGCCCAGUGGAGGAGGAAUUGCACCCAUUUUUUUUUUCUUUCCUAGAAAAACUUUUUAUUAGUAGCCAUCAUUUUCCUUUAUACUCACUCAAUGCGCAAUGUGCUAUUACUCUAUCAUUGACCUUAAAGAAAGAAUGACAGCAUCUAGAAAGCAUUUUGUUUCUGAAACAAUGGUUCAGGCUCACAGGAGCAGCUGGCAUGUUUGAUCAAGGGGGUAGGUAUACUCUUGCAAAUUGGAUUUAUUGGUAUGUAUACUGGACAUUCAGUCUUUUAAGAAUCAAUGUAAUCUUAACUUUUUUUCUAUUGCUAUGGGAGGUGAUAAAUAUUCCACUGCACGUUUUCCACUGAUGUCCAUUUCUAAAACAAAUAUUUAAGGAUUUGUUAGUUUCAAUGAUUUCCUCCCUAAUCUAACACACUAAUGGGAACCUUUCAACCCAGAACUCUGGGGUUAUAGCGUUACAGCAAUUCUUCUGAAUUGACCUUUUCUUUCAUCCUAUCAGCUUUGGAUAAUAUCAUAGUAAUGGCAGAGAACAGGGACAGAAAUCGCGUCAUUAACGCAGAAUGGAAGGUGAGUCAAGUCUAUUCUGGCUAUCUACCACCAAACCUAUAAAGGUCAGAGAGAUUCCUCAGUUAUAAAGUUUCUAUUACAGUCUUUAAAAGAAGAGUAUGCUGAGGAAAGUACAGUCACAUGUUUAAUAUUUCAAGUAAAAGUUAUUCAAACUUUGCACUAAAUACCAAUGAAGUAUUAUUUUGCUUUAGUUGUGUGGCAGCCUUUCUUAACAGAUAUGAGGAAAUUCUGUAAAACCGUACUAAAAAAUUCAAGGCUUUUUAAAAUUAAUGAUUGCUAUGUUAAAAACACAAGUUUUCUUUUUUAAAUAAACAUACAUUUCCCUGGCAAGGUUACAGAUAAUUAACCUCUGUUCAUAGACAUAUAUAUAUAUACAUAUAUAUAUAAGACUUGAGUUUUUGUUUACUUUUUUAAUUUUUCAAGUGCAAUUGUUUCUUAUAUAACAUUACUAAUCUCUAUUAAAUUAUCAUUUUAGCCAGUUAUCAGCAAAUUAUAGUAUGUACUCAUUGUCUCUUGUGACAUUUAGUUUGCUUAUUUUAAAGCAGAAACAUUAGAGUUACAAGUGUCUUGCAAUAUUUUUACCAACAAUAAAAUUAAGUAGAGACUUAAUGAACGUAUCUUAGUGUGAUUUUAAUAUUAUUCUGAGAUUUGGGUUGUAUAAAGUUUUACUGUAAAAUGUCCAUUAUUGAAGGAAAAGAUCUUUCAAUAAAAAAUACUCACAAGGUCUCCAGUAUUGAUGGAAUUUCCUUUUCAAGUUGAAGUUUUCACUAAUUUCAGUGAUCAUCUACAAGAAUGCUUUUGUUCAAAAAAACAAAAACAAACAAGCAAAAAAAAACC